AUGCGUAGCUCGUUCGAGAUCGCCAGCCUCUGCUCGCUGUUGCUUGCUUCGUCUUCUGCCGCCAUCAGCAUACCGGCCAAUGUUCAAAAUCUCUACGACAGCAUUGUCCGCCAAGGCGAGUGCAAGAACAAGGCAGCAACUGGCUUCUACGCCUUAUCUGAUGGAACAAAUGGUAACUUCUCAUACUGCCAGGACCAUCUAGACGAUUAUGGAAUAAUCUACCUCCAAGGCAGUAGUGGGGCCCUCGCAGACAUGGACAUUGAUUGUGAUGGCAACCAGGACGAGCCUUCAAGCAGUGCGAAUGACGGUCGAUGUGGCAAAUCUAGCGACACACAGAGUGACACAUCUUAUGAAGAUACUGUCAAGAGCUACGGAAAAGGAAUCUCGAAUCUCAACCCGUACAUUCAUACCUAUGUUGUGUUUGGAAACUCCAACGACGGCAAUACCGCUGGCUACAAGACCUUUGAUCCCACAAAGUACGGAAUUGAGCCUCUGAGCCUGAUGGCUGUCGUUUGCAAUAAACAGGUGAUCUUUGGCAUCUGGGGCGAUACCAACGGAGACGACGACGGCUCGAAGGCCAUGGUUGGCGAGGCCGCCAUCUCCACAGGCACGCUCUGCUUUGGUGACUCGAUCACGGGUGACAACGGCCAUUCUGACUUGGACAUCCUCUACAUUGCCUUCAACGGCACGGAUGCUGUGCCCGGAGCCAGCGGGGCCAAGUGGGAUGCUACGAGCGCCGACGACUUCGAAAGCAGCCUGGAAACACUCGGUACCAAACUAUUGGAGCGUAUUGGCUCUUCGGGCUCCAGUGUCACUACCAACUCAACCAGCGGCGGCGACGGUUGCAGCUGGUCAGGGCACUGUGCAGGUGCCUCAUGUUCCACCAGUGACGAUUGCUCUGGUGAUAUGGUCUGCUCGAGCGGCACUUGCUCAUUGAGCUGA
This is a messenger RNA of Cryphonectria parasitica EP155, 942 nucleotides long. RefSeq names its product family 75 glycoside hydrolase. NCBI's taxonomy places the organism in Eukaryota, Fungi, Ascomycota, Sordariomycetes, Diaporthales, Cryphonectriaceae. The transcript has 5 exons. The record is from RefSeq and is a predicted model, not a curated record. Bases 1 to 942 code for a protein of 313 amino acids. Gene Ontology annotation, molecular function: chitosanase activity.